CACUUGGUCCCAGCCCCGGAGAGUCAGGGGGAGGGGGAGGGUGACUGUGACUUGUGCGUGGGUGUCUCCCUGUCCUUAUCUUGCCCUGCCCCUCCCCUCUCCUGCUCUUCUCUCCUCGCCGUCGUCCUCCCACGGCAAAUCUGGGUGUAAUUGGGAAGGAGUUUCCAUUGCCCUGCCCUUUGCCCUGCCUGGGCACGGGGAGGAGGGCGGAAUGGGCCGAGACCUGCUUCCUUAGGCUCUGCCUGCCUUGGAGGGUGAUUGUGGGUGGGAGCGCGCGCGGGCCAGAAGCGAAAGUGCGGGAGAGUGGCUGGUGGGGCUCGCAGGUCUUCCUGCCCCUUCUGGACUUCGGGUUACCUCGGAAGGAUCUGGAGAAUACCAAGAAAAUUAGUAUGCCUGUGCUCCCUUGGGACUCGCUGGAAACUGUACUGUGACAUCUGCUGGGAUUUAAUCUGAUAUUUGUAAAGCAUCAUCAGAGAGCCAUUUUGUGUGCGCAUGCGCGCACACACAUACACACACAGAGUAUAUUAUAUAACUGGUGGAGGGUAGUUCCAAUGUGAACUCCAGAGCUGGAGUGAACUUCCAGGAAGAAGCAGUGUCUUGAUCCUUAUAGAGAAAGUCUGGAGUAAAUGAAUUAGAGGGGUGUGCAGGCUGGUACUUAAAAUGGAAGUAGACAUUAAUGGAGACUCCAGAACUACCCUAUCUACCCUUCCUUUACCUGUGUCAGAAGUGAGUUCCCCAGGAAGAGCCGAAACAGAAAAGCCUCGCUGCUCUAGCACUCCCUGCUCACCAAUGAGACGGACCGUUUCAGGUUAUCAGAUCCUUCAUAUGGAUUCUAACUACUUGGUUGGCUUCACAACUGGUGAGGAGCUCUUAAAGUUAGCCCAAAAGUGCUCAGGAGGUGAAGAGAAUAAGGGGGAAUCCGUGCCUACCUUGCGCUCCAAACAGCUUGAAACAGGACUCGCACGUUCUUCUCGUUUAUACAAAACCAGGAGUAGGUACUACCAGCCAUAUGAAAUCCCUGCUGUUAAUGGAAGGAGGCGAAGACGAAUGCCCAGCUCAGGAGAUAAGUGCACUAAGGCUAUACCUUAUGAACCUUACAAGGCUCUUCAUGGUCCUUUACCUCUCUGUCUUCUCAAAGGUAAAAGGGCUCAUUCAAAAUCACUGGACUACCUCAAUCUAGAUAAAAUGAACAUCAAGGAACCUGCUGACACUGAAGUGCUGCAGUAUCAACUUCAACAUCUGACCCUCCGAGGGGACCGUAUGUUUGCUAGGAACAACACAUGAAUUACAAGUCUUAGGGGGAGGGUAAACCAAUUCUGGGUUGGUUUCACUUGGCUGCAAAAAUCCAUUCUUGUACUGUAGAAAUGAAUCUCCAACAUCAUAGGAGGUCAUAUCAGCUAAGUGUUCUUGGAACGACAACAAUGAUAACAACAAAAUUUGAAUAAAAUGUUCAAUAUGGAAGCAAAAUUACAGGUAUUUUGGGGAAGAGUUAUUCAGAAUAAACGAUCUCCAGGAAAAUCAGAGUGACUUUAAUUGGUAGGCGUUACUUUGGAUAACUAUUUAGGUAGCAAAAAGAGACUUCAAUAGAUAAAUAUAAAGUCUUUAUGAUGAUUUGACAUGCAGCUUGGAAAUGGGAUCUGCCUAGUUGUUGCUGACUUGGUAUGACAUACUGGAAAUUUAUAUCAGAUAAGUACUCAAUUACUUGUUAAUUUCUUUCUGUAUUUUACUAUGAUAUAUAGAUAUAUAUGUAUGGUAAUGAUAUGUUUUUGAAAUUUGAGAACUGAAUAUUGCUGUAUUGGACCACUUUUUAUUUUUAAAAAUUCAGUUUAAAUGUUUUAUAACUGAUUUUGCACUGGAAAAAAAUAACAUUUCAGAUGGACAAGAAAAUCUCUGUUCACUUGAUUCAGUAAUGUUAUUGAACAAUUUUUUAAAAUUUCCUCUUGGAAAUUUAUUGAUCUUCCCUACUGUUGUAAAAUAUUUCUUUAAAGUAUAUCUUAAUAAAAUUAAAUUUGAGAUACAAAAUAUUUAUUUUACCAUUUAUGAGGGUAGACUUCUCCAGGAAGUUUACGGUAUGAGGUUUCAUAAGUUGAAUAGUUCUUUUAACUUAAAAAUUCUGAAUUGAAAUUCACCUGAAACAUCAUGAGAAUCUGGUUUGGGUUUUUUUGUUUUUGAUUGUGGAUUAUAGUUAUAAUACUGACUGCAUCUGAAUCUUCAGUGAGUGAAACUUUUAGAAAUGAAGUCAUAAUUUCUAUUACUGAAUAUUUAAAUUAAUAUUGAAGUGAUAUCUUUCAGCAUGGCAUUAAAUCAUUUCAGUUUUAGCUGUGCAUAGCACAGAACAUUUUUAUUGAAAACCUAGCUUCUAAGAUUAGUUUGAAGGCAUAAAAUGCUUCUGCAGUCUUAAUGGGUUAAUCCUGGAUUAGCUAACAAUUUAUGUCAAAUGCACUGGUUCAAUUUGUGGCUGAAGAAAUAAUGUCCAAACAUUAAUAACGAAUACUAUUCGAACUGGGCUUGAAUAUAUUUUGAAAAUGUAUGUAACUUAACCUUUUUGUAAAAGUUCCUGUUUCUUUUUUGGGGGGGCAGUCUCUUAAAGGUGCAAUUUAUCACUGAAGUGGCAUUUCUGGCAGCAUUUAAUAUUUUAUUUUGGAAGGCUAGUGAAUGAUUUCAGGGUUAGGAACCUUAUUUAUGAAAUAGGGACAUCUUUUAAUUGAUGAAUUGGCCAUUCCUGGUGCAAAUUGCAGCUGUUCUUUAACCAGACUGGAUAGAAAGCUCGGGAGCCCGAGCAUGUGAUAAAAAACAUUAGGAAUGUUUUUCACUCAUUUUUAUUAUACCUCCACUGUAGUAAGCUACAGUAAAGAGCCUUGGAAUAGUUUGCCUACAUCCUGCUGAUUUGAUCAGUUGUUUUGCUGGAAAUAUUUUUCAGCUUUUGUACAUUUUCAAGUAAAUUGCACCUUUUUAAACUUACUGCAUUAAAGAAUAAUCUCCAAGAUAAACUAUAUAUCUAUACAGUCAUUAGUUUGACAAGAAAUAGAAUACUGUCAGAUGCCAAAGAGAGGUGGGGUUUUAUGUUUAAUGAUUAAACAACCAUUAUUUAUUGAUGACUUACCCUAUGGAACUGUAUUGUUUCUGGUUAUGAAAUAAAGGGAUGAUGCAAAUAUA
Molecule: messenger RNA, 3156 nt
Organism: Dromiciops gliroides (monito del monte)
Lineage: Eukaryota; Metazoa; Chordata; Mammalia; Microbiotheria; Microbiotheriidae
Gene: MACIR
Product: macrophage immunometabolism regulator
Exons: 4
Coding region: 661-1284 (207 amino acids)
Biological process (GO): negative regulation of cytokine production involved in inflammatory response; negative regulation of fibroblast migration
Source: RefSeq, a predicted model, not a curated record